UCAAAAGCUAUUUGCAACAAGUCAAACUCACUCUCUCUCUCUCUCUUUUUGUGAAUUGGUUUUCGUCUCAGACACGGACAAACUCUCUCUAUAAAUCGAACUGAGAGCUUCGUAGAGGGUAAAAGUGAGAGAGAGACAGAGCUAUGGCUGCCGAUUCGAAGGUGGAGACUAUUUCGAGAUUGGCUCAGUGGAGGAUCGACAACUUCGGACCUUCCACUUACAGAAAGUCCGAUCCUUUCAAGGUCGGAAUUUGGAAUUGGCACUUGUCGAUUGAGAAGAAUCGGUACCUCUACAUUCGUCUCUUUCCAGAGCCGUCUCGUGCCUCCAAAGAACAGCCUCCCAUCGCUAGAUUUGUUCUCCGUGUCUCCAAUACUGGCGCUAAUCGCAAACUCUACAUCUCUCCAGUUCAUGAGAGACUACUUCGGACUAGUGAUGACUUUGUCUGGCCAGUGGAUUCCACUUUUCUUGGUCGCUUCAUCAUCGAUGUUGAGUUUUUGGACCUGAAAUUGUGCUCAAUGAAUGGUGGGGAAGCCAGCUCAAUUUGGCCUAGUGAUGGAAGGAUGCAAUCUCUUUCAACCCAAAGCAGUCUUCAAUGCCUAUCUCGUAUGCUCAAUGAGGCUAUCCAUGCCGAUGUCACCAUCAACACUGCUGAGGGCACAUUAAGAGCUCACAAGGCUAUACUCGCUGCGAGUUCUCCUGUAUUCCAGAGCAUGUUUCUGCACAACCUAAAGGAGAAAAAAUCAUCGACAAUUGACAUAGACGACAUGACACAGGAAUCUUGCAUGGCUCUUCUUAGUUACUUGUAUGGAACCAUAAAACAAGAGGAUUUCUGGAAGCACCGGCUGGCAUUGCUGGGCGCGGCAAACAAGUAUGACGUUGAAAACCUGAAAGAUUCUUGCGAGGAAAGCCUCUUGGAAGACAUUAAUUCGGGAAAUGUCCUUGAGCGGUUGCAGGAAGCAUGGCUUUACCAGCUGGACAAGUUGAAAAAAGGAUGCUUAAUGUACUUGUUUGAUUUUGGAAAGAUUUAUGAUGUUAGAGAUGAAAUUAAUCACUUUUUCAAGCAGGCAGACAGGGAACUGGUGUCAGAGAUGUUUCGGGAGAUACUGACUGUUUGGAAACCAGCAUAAAUCAUCAUGGAACAAGUUUGCUCCAUUGGGUAUUUUUAAAUAAUCUGUCCUUUUUUGUAUGUGAUAUUUAAGGUUUUACAGUGUGUAAAUACUCUGGAUUCAACAAAUAUUCCAGGUGUUCAAAUAUAUUUUUUUUUGUAUUUUAUGAAUGUCUGUUUUGGGUU
This is a messenger RNA of Camellia sinensis, 1291 nucleotides long. RefSeq names its product BTB/POZ domain-containing protein At1g21780. NCBI's taxonomy places the organism in Eukaryota, Viridiplantae, Streptophyta, Magnoliopsida, Ericales, Theaceae. Gene Ontology annotation, molecular function: protein binding. The record is from RefSeq and is a predicted model, not a curated record.